Molecule: messenger RNA, 735 nt
Organism: Fusarium fujikuroi IMI 58289
Lineage: Eukaryota; Fungi; Ascomycota; Sordariomycetes; Hypocreales; Nectriaceae
Product: related to 2-haloalkanoic acid dehalogenase
Exons: 2
Coding region: 1-735 (244 amino acids)
Molecular function (GO): hydrolase activity, acting on halide bonds, in C-halide compounds
Source: RefSeq, a predicted model, not a curated record
AUGGGACGGAUAGUAAUUGCAUUCGACCUCUACGGUACUAUUCUCUCCACCGGAUCCAUAGCAGUAGAGUUGGCAGAAUUAUACGGGCAAGAUAAAGCUCAGUCAAUUGCCGCUCUAGCAAGGCGAUAUCAGCUUGAAUCAACAUGGCGCGUGACCAGCAUGGGCACUUAUCGCACAUUUAGUGACUUGACGAGAUGGUCAUUUCGGCAAGCUACGAAAGAGAUUGGUGUCGAGCUCACUCCUGAGCAGGAAGAGCGUAUCAUGGAUGCAUAUAACGGCCUGGACACAUUCCCAGAUGUGGAUAGGGCGCUUUUGAAACUGGCAGAACAUGCAUCUAUCGAUCCCUACAUCUUCUCAAACGGAACCAAGGCCAUGAUGACAUCGUCACUCGAUACAUGCCCAACUUUGUCAAGAGUGAGCAACAUAUUUCCCCACGAGAAAGUCGUCAGUAUCGAUCCUCUCAGGGUGUUCAAGCCGCAUCCUCGUACGUAUGAGUUUAUGGCUGAGACAGCGGGGAUGAAGUCUCAGCUUGAUAGGGUUUGGCUGGUAAGCUCGAACCCAUUCGAUGUCACUGGUGCUGUAGCUUUUGGAUUCAAGAGUGCAUGGAUCGACCGUGAAGGAAAAGGCUGGGCUGAUACACUGGGGUGUUCACUGGGGCUCCAGCCGACUGUGAUCGCGUCUGGUGUGGAUGAAGCUGUGCAGGUAAUCUUGCGUCAGCCUGAGGAGUUUAAGUAG